Molecule: messenger RNA, 985 nt
Organism: Amblyraja radiata (thorny skate)
Lineage: Eukaryota; Metazoa; Chordata; Chondrichthyes; Rajiformes; Rajidae
Product: ras-related and estrogen-regulated growth inhibitor-like protein
Exons: 4
Coding region: 37-744 (235 amino acids)
Molecular function (GO): GTP binding; GTPase activity
Source: RefSeq, a predicted model, not a curated record
CGUCCACAGUUCAGUUCAGUUCGGAAAGCAGGAGAGAUGUGGGCUGAUCUUAAGAUAAAAGCUGCAAACGGUUCUGUACAUUCCCUCCGUGAGCGUGAAGCACUUGCUCUGACAACUAUCCCACCUCCGUCGAGAAUGGAAGCUAAUGUUGUGAUGCUGGGAGCAGACAACGUUGGAAAAUCUGCUUUAACUGUUCGGUUUUUAACAAGACGAUUCAUUGGUGAAUAUGGAGACAUAGAAUCAGUCUACAAUCACAAUGUUACCGUUGCUGGGAGACACGUCGCCUUCAACAUUUGGGAUUCACCAUUUGCUCAGGAUCGACUGAAUAGUAGCUGUGGAAAGGAGAAACAGAUCCAGUGGGCAGAUGGUUUUGUGUUGGUCUACAGUAUCUGUGACCGGGCCAGCUUUAACAUAGUCCGGCAGCAGAUCCAACUCAUCAAGUCAAUGAAAGAUUACCCUAGCACCGAGCGAGCUCCCAUCAUCAUCGUGGGUAACAAGCGGGACCUGUGUCACUGUCGAACCGUCUCCAGUGAGGAGGGGAGACUCUUGGCUCUGGCAACCCACUGUGGCUUUUGCGAGAUCUCCACUGCGGAGACCUACCAUGGCGUGCUGGUGGCCUUCCAUAGUCUGGUGGACAGAAUCAAGGAGUCCAAGAUGCUGACUGUCAGGAAACCAGCCGGGAUCAAGGGCAUUGUCCGGAGUAUGUCUGCUGUGUUCACAAGAAGGAGAACAGAUUCCUUGUGAACGUGCCUGCAUAUCCACUGCUCAGCACUGCUUAUUUAGUGUGGACUCUUGCCUCAAGUCACAUUGUAUUCUUAUUCGCAAGGUUUACAUCUAAGGUCACGGUUUAUUGUCAUUUUUGGGAUUUUUAAAAGUCCUUUUCUCCUCUCUCACAGUUUGUGGGGACUGCUGGAGCUAAAUGUCAGGCUGCACCUAACAUGGGAGUCUCACUGAUAAACGUGGCUGGUUCUCCAUGUUAAAUGUG